AAUGGCGUCGUCAGAUCCGAAAGGAGCUCUGUUAAAUACCCAAACAGAAAAGCCAAAUCAUUACACAAGUACUUUUCGUUGCAGAUACUUGAAGGAAUUUCGUGUUGAACAGUGCCCGUCGUUUUUGCAGCAUAAAUGCAACCAACAUCGACCGUUUGUGUGCUUCAAUUGGCACUUCAUGAAUCAGAGACGCCGUCGGCCUGUACGUAGACGGGACGGCUCGUUCAACUAUAGCGCGGAUAAUUAUUGUACUAAAUAUGAUGAAACCACCGGAAUUUGCCCAGAUGGAGAUGAUUGUCCAUUUCUGCACCGUACGGCCGGCGACACCGAAAGGCGGUAUCACUUGCGGUAUUACAAAACGUGCAUGUGUGUGCACGACACAGAUGCUCGCGGAUACUGCGUGAAAAAUGGUCACCAUUGUGCAUUUGCUCACGGAAUACACGACCAACGUCCGCCUGUGUACGACAUCAAAGAAUUAGAGGCACUUCAAGCAGCCGAAGCUAGCGGAGAGUGUUUGAAUGGACCUAAUGUAUUGGAUAAGGAACGAAAUUUGAUGAAUGAAGAUCCAAAAUGGCAAGAUACCAAUUAUGUACUUGCCAAUUACAAAACAGAACCUUGCAAGCGACCUCCGCGCUUGUGUCGACAGGGGUAUGCUUGUCCACAAUAUCACAACAGCAAGGAUAAGAGACGUAGCCCUAGAAAGUAUAAAUACAGAUCAACGCCUUGUCCAAAUGUGAAACAUGGUGAAGAAUGGGGAGAGCCAGCCAACUGUGAGGCUGGUGAUAAUUGUCAAUACUGUCAUACGCGCACUGAACAGCAGUUCCAUCCGGAGAUUUACAAAUCAACAAAGUGCAAUGAUGUUCAGCAAGCUGGAUACUGCCCGCGAUCAGUAUUUUGUGCAUUUGCCCACGUCGAACCUUACGUUUUGACAGAGGAAAUGGGUCGUGAUCUGGACAGCCAGGCCCUCGCACUUAGUGACAUGAUAUCGUCCGUAUUACCCCCUGAUAGCGGGGGAGGGGGUCUCGGCUGUCCACUCAGCAAAAAGGAUAAACACGAGCUAGCGGUGAGUGUACUAAGCUAUCUCGACGGAGGACGGCAGGAAAAUCUACCAUUUGAACUUGAACCGCAGAAUUUUCACUCGUUCUUCCAGCUGCUGCAGAACGGUAGCGCAGAGAGUAGUGAAUCCGCGAGUACUAGCAGCCUCGGUUCAAAUCAUAGUUCCCACAACAAAGCACCUGGAUCACAGCUACAACAAAAGCACAGUAAUAAUUUAAUAGGUGUUGCCAACUGCAAUGGCAGCACACAUAAUCAUGUCAACAAUGGCAUCGGUAGCUUACAAUCGACGCUAUUCAACAACGGCGGAACCGCUGCUAGCUCAUUACUAUCCAACAACUUUCCGGAAUUUACGCCGGAGCUGCGGGCACAGUUGUUGGCAAUCGACAACGAUCUCACUAUGGGUCCUUUGGAAAAAGAACAACGGAAACGCAUGUGUCUGACAUUCAAUUUUAGAAAUAUAGCAUCUUCUUUGGAUGGCGGAGUUUAUGAUCUUGCGCGACGUGAUACAAUUCAUGGACUAGACAAUUCAAUUUCAGCUGGAAUUGCUUCCUCCGGCUUACUAGCGAGUAGUUCGGCUCCGGUUAAUAUUCCGGGCUCUCCUAUGGGGAAUUCUAUAUCCGGUCUUCUUCAAGGCACUUCUGCGCCGGUCAACAUUCCUGGGAGUUCACUAAGCAACAAUUUUAGUCCAUCGUCACACUCUAACCUUUUUGGAAUUAAUGAUUCUAUGUUUGGGAGUAGCGCAACACAUCACAUUGGAAGCAGUUCGGCGCCGAAACUUGCCACAUCUUUUGGUCAUAGUGGUACCGAUAGUUUAUUUUUUCAGUCACAUAUUAUUUCACCUGUUUUAACUGGUGGUGAUGGAGGUCUAUCAGCUAGUCCGGAACUUAGUCGAAUAUCGGAACUCAACUCACUUAACAAUGAACUUAGCAACAAUAAUACAAACCUUUUGUUCGAUAAUCACAUGCAACAGGCGGCUGCAGCUGUUCAGCAACAUCAACAACAACAACAACAACAGCAGCAGCAACAUCAACAACAACACCAUGCCGCUGCAGCAGCAAUGGCUGCAGCAACAAAAAAUUCCAAUUCUAGCCACCCUUACUCAAUGUCGCCAUUGGUAGCAUCCGAUAUGGGUCGAUUAAGGGAUGAACUUGCCAACAAAAAUGCACAAAUGAUCAAUUGGGAAGAACAAGUAAUGCAAGCAACAAACGCGUGCGAGGCGUGGAAAGCACAGAUGGAAGAAAGCAAUAGAAAGACGGUAAUAGCCGAACAGCAACGUGAUGAGGCUUUAUCACACGUCAAGGCUCUUAAAGAGAAAUUAGAACAUUUGAAUAUAGGCGGAAAUUGCACAAGUAACUACCGCGCGAGUGACCUCAGGGGAAUGCCUCUUCAGAAACUGAAGAGUAUUCAAGCCAAAUUACGAUCUGAAAUCGAGGAGGUGGAAAAGGUUUUGUACCUCGAGACGGCUACUAAGUGUAUGAAAUGCGAGGAAAACAAUCGCUCUGUUACACUUGUUCCUUGUAAUCAUUAUGUGCUAUGUGAUUCAUGUGCAACGACGCAACGCGAGUGUCCCUAUUGUCAAACACCGGUAUCUUCUCAGACUUAAAGAACAAUCGUGUCAAUCAACCUAUACACAAUCGCACCUCGAUAGUUACAAAUUUCUACAAACGAUGCCACAUGUUUCACACAAAUGUCCACAUGCUACCCAUAGAUGCAGGGCACUGGCACAGCUGUCAUACUAGUAUUGUGGCAAUCACAUUAAUUAUUACUACUACUUACAACCGCUAAUACUACUCGAAGAACAACCAGUAGACCAUCAUCAGGGCAACGCUGUCUUUUUUUUAGUUCAGUUAAGUGAGAUACAAAUUUCCCUUAAUUCGAUUAUAUUCUAUGACUUAGUAUCAAUAUGAUUUGUAUUUAAUAUUUGUGUGUGGAUUCGUGGCAAAAAGUGAUAUUUAUAUGCGAGUGACAGCUAACAUUUCGAAGUGAGGGAAAGUGAAGAAAGUUCACUAUAAAGAAACAUAAACAUAAGAGCUGACGCGGAAUAUGUAGCAGUUAAAAUUCCUGUAGUUUUUUUUAAAUAUAUUUUAGUAUCAACACAUUACUAAACCAUUGAAUUUGGUAACUGAUUCCGUUAGCAUUCGAAUGACUAAAAUCUAUAUAGCUGGACUAAAUAAUCGAACAUGAUAAUGUAUAUGUUUAGGGCAGAAGCAGCAUAUUAGGAACAGGGACAAUGAAUUUCCUUUAUUUUGAGAAUAGAGGGAAAACGAACUAUGUACAUCGCUUAUAUUAUUACAUUUUCUUCAGAUAGAAAACAAUAUUUUGUACAAUGCAGAAUAGUAUUAUUCGAGCAAUUUUCGGUCUAGAAAAUCGAAGAAUUAUACUUUGCAUCUAGAAUGCAUUUUUAAUUUAGAUUGUAGACUAAAACUACAGUCACCAACGGUGAACUAGGAACGCAAGCACGAGACGAGAUAUAUAUUGAAGAUUUAAAGAUAUUAAUAACUUAUUAUCGCGAUAUAAUUUAAUAACUAGAAUAACCCAAUUUGUUUUGUUUUUUUGCCUUCAUCUUCCAUUCUUUAUUUCCUCUUUGCUUUCGUUUCUAAACGUCAAAAAAGCAAUUGUAGGUCGAUUUAUCAGAACAUGCAUUGAAAAUUGUUCGUAACGAAGCACGCUAGAUAAAGUCGUAUUCCUCAUUAUUUUUUAAAUAGCAACGUAUUGCUUGAGUAGUAAUUGGUAAUAAAAAUAAGUCCUAUAAUAUUUUUAUUAGGUAGCAAUCUAAACUACUAAUAUUCAGUUAAAUGAGCGUGUAGGAAUAUAGGAUUUAAAAAUUCUUCUUACGAAAUGAAUGUAAACAUGCAUACUGCAUGCAUUGGAAUAGAAUGAAAAAGUACAUAAAACAACCCAGUUGAAUUUCAAGCCAGACGAGGAACCAUAAAAAUGUGUAUAGUUUUACAUAAUAGAAAAAAAUUAAAAAUGAACAGUGAUUUUAUAAUUAUAAUCUGACAGAAAAACAUGCUUUUAUUUUUAUUUCUCCAAGCUUCC
Molecule: messenger RNA, 4095 nt
Organism: Malaya genurostris
Lineage: Eukaryota; Metazoa; Arthropoda; Insecta; Diptera; Culicidae
Gene: unk
Product: RING finger protein unkempt
Exons: 11
Coding region: 2-2659 (885 amino acids)
Molecular function (GO): metal ion binding
Source: RefSeq, a predicted model, not a curated record